Messenger RNA from Cornus florida, 1453 nucleotides. Its product is annotated as meiotic recombination protein SPO11-2. The record is from RefSeq and is a predicted model, not a curated record. Bases 108 to 1352 code for a protein of 414 amino acids. The transcript has 11 exons. Gene Ontology annotation, cellular component: nuclear chromosome. Gene Ontology annotation, biological process: meiotic DNA double-strand break formation; reciprocal meiotic recombination; meiotic DNA double-strand break processing. Gene Ontology annotation, molecular function: ATP binding; DNA binding; DNA topoisomerase type II (double strand cut, ATP-hydrolyzing) activity. Lineage: Eukaryota; Viridiplantae; Streptophyta; Magnoliopsida; Cornales; Cornaceae.
AAAUAAAUAAAUAUAAAUAAAAAUAAAAAAAAGAAUUGAAUGAGUCCGCUCGCUCGCUCACUCGCGCGCACUAGUGAUCUAUUCGCUGCACAGUAACAAGAAAGAAAAUGGGAGAUCUCUGCAAAUCCUCUAUGAUGUUCUUCUCAGAUCAACAUCUCUGUUAUGCCGAUAUCCUUCCUCCCUCAGAGGUCCGAGCGAGAAUUGAAGUAGCAGUGCUUAAUUUCCUUAAGAUCUUGAGUUCUCCGACUCCUGCAAUCUCAGAUCUCUCUCUGAUUAGUAGAAGGUCGAGUAAUAGCCGAGUGAGUCGGGGAUUGCUGACUGAUGUUUCGUGGAUUUUUCUCUCUCAUUCCUUUUGCACGAGGUCUUUGAUGAGAGAAAACACUGCUAGAGCCUUUAUUAGAGUGUGGAAGGUGAUGGAGAUGUGUUACCAGAUUUUGGUUCAGGAAAAGAGACUCACACAGAGAGAGAUGUUCUACCAGUUGCUUUGUAAAUCGCCAGACUAUUUCACAUCUCAAUUGCAAGUCAAUAGCACUAUUCAAGAUGUGGUGGCGUUGCUUCGAUGCAGCCGUUACAGUCUUGGGAUCAUGGCAUCUAGUAGAGGGGCUGUUGCUGGUCGCCUUUUGCUGCAGGAGCCAAAUCAAGAAGUUGUGGACUGUUCUUCAUGUGGAUCGUCUGGGUAUGCUAUUUCUGGUGACCUGAAUUUGCUGGAGAAAUUAGUCAUGAAGACAGAUGCCCGGUAUAUUAUCAUGGUGGAGAAGCAUGCAAUAUUCCAGCGACUGGCAGAGGAUCGUAUUUUCAAUCAAAUUCCAUGCAUUCUUAUCACGGCCAAGGGAUAUCCAGAUGUUGCCACAAGGUUUCUUCUUCAUCGAAUGAGCCGAGCUUUUCCUGAAUUGCCAAUUUUGGGUUUGGUAGACUGGAAUCCAGCCGGAUUAGCCAUACUAUGCACCUUCAAGUUUGGAAGCAUAGGGAUGGGCCUGGAAGCAUACAGAUAUGCUUGCAAUGUGAAGUGGCUUGGACUGCGCAAGGAUGAUCAACAGUUUAUUCCUGAACAGUCCUUUGUCCCAUUGAAGCCACGGGAUCUUCAGAUAGCCAAAAGCUUGAUAUCGUCAGAGAUCUUGCAGUUACAAGGAAGAAUUGGCAGCAAUGGUUCAGAGUGGUCACAGAGCAGAAAUAGAGGCUCUAUACUUUCACGGGUACGAUUUCUUAGGGACGUACAUUGCAAAGAAAAUUGUACAAGCCAAUUAUAUAUAAUAACAUUAACGACCUUGAAACUUUUGUGUAGUGUCUUCUACCAUAAGCAGCAUGAGUACCAAAAAUUCUCCAACAAAUUCAACGACUGUUUGAUAAAGUAGAGCUGCUCUUAAUCUAGUCUCAGCCACAAUGUACAGAUUGUUUCAAAAAUCUAAACUUUAUUCAUUCAAAACAUCAAGCUCUCAAUCAUUAUGAACAACUA